AUGGCUCCAGCUCCCAGCUUCCGUGGACACCUGUGGACUUACAACCCUGUCCAGGGGUCCUGCCUGCUCCUGCUGCUGGUCAUGUCAAAUCUGCUCCUGUGCCAAGGCAACUCAUGCCUGUCCUGCUUUCCUGACGUGUUUGACAUCCCCCUGGAAUCCCUUACAGACCUGUUUCUCAAUGCCACCAUGCUGUCCCAUGACAUUUCUGGCCUUUCCUGGAUAAUGUUCACUGAGUUUGAUGAACAGUAUGCCCAGGGUAAACUGUACUAUAUCAAUGCCUCCAACAACUGCCACACCAAUUCCCUCCAUACCCCUGAAGAUAAAGAACACAUCCAAUGCAUGCACACCUCAGAAAGAAACCACUUCCCCAAAGCAACCAUUCCUGACUCUGACACAGCUCAGGGCUCCCUGUUAUGUGGACAUAUGGCAUUCUGUGCUUUUCCCUCUUGA
This is a messenger RNA of Budorcas taxicolor (takin), 450 nucleotides long. RefSeq names its product chorionic somatomammotropin hormone 2-like. Gene Ontology annotation, cellular component: extracellular region. The coding region runs from base 1 to 450 and encodes 149 amino acids. The transcript is spliced from 4 exons. Gene Ontology annotation, biological process: response to nutrient levels; female pregnancy; positive regulation of cell population proliferation. The record is from RefSeq and is a predicted model, not a curated record. Gene Ontology annotation, molecular function: hormone activity; prolactin receptor binding. NCBI's taxonomy places the organism in Eukaryota, Metazoa, Chordata, Mammalia, Artiodactyla, Bovidae.